AUGCAUUUCAAUAAUAAAAUGAUACAUUGGAUGUAUCCUCGUAGACCAGAUGAUUCACUAGAGUCUACUAGCCGACGAAGGCAUGAUGCUUCCGGGAGAUUCGAUGCUAUUAUUAUUACCACUACUGUUACUACCACUGCUGCUAGUAGUAAUCAAAGCUCGAAUGAUGAACACUAUCCUAGGACUACACGUUGUUUAUCAUGUCGAGAAUACGAUAGUCAAACUUGUAAUGGAGAGUUAUGUACUUAUGAUUCUGAUUUGAAUUAUCUUAAAGAAGUACAUCUUUGGUUGAAAAAUCCUAAUCGAUCAGUUACUAUUGGCGAUCAAUUUAAUUCUUCGAAUACAAUAUCGACAAAAUCUUCAAUAAGUUUAUCGACUUUAUCCGAUAAUAUUCACACAUCUUUCUCAUCUAUGUUAUCAAAUUCUCAGUCUACAUCUAAACUACAGGUAUCCGAUGUAGUGGAUCCAUUGUUGUUGACCAAGAACGAUAAUCAUAAUGGUAAUAAUAAUUCCAGUUGUGUGGAACAAACACUUCCAGCCAGUGUUUAUGAUAAUCGUCUGGACUUGUCUGCUGACUGCCAAUCUAUUAGCGAACUAUGCAUAAAUAUUCGUUUAUCUUCAUCAACGAUUGCAAUAGACAGUGUAGUCACAUAG
This is a messenger RNA of Schistosoma mattheei, 654 nucleotides long. NCBI's taxonomy places the organism in Eukaryota, Metazoa, Platyhelminthes, Trematoda, Strigeidida, Schistosomatidae. The record is from the annotation of a GenBank genome assembly.